AUGAGCCAACCAGUACUUCGUCAUUUGCGAAGGGUUCAAGCUUUUUUGGGCCGCCCAUCAGAUGAUACUGACGAGGCUCCUCCAAGUCCGACAGAUGCAGGUACACCGGAGAAGGUUCGAAGGGUACUUAAGGUGUUGCUCAAGAACCCGUGGAAUGACUACAGCUAUAUUCGACAUGCUGGCGGGACCACAUUAGCCCUGCGCAAAGCAUCGUCCUUCCAACUUGCCGAUAUUCGAGAGGUUUCUCCUUUUGAAGUUUUAGGAGACCCGCCUGUUAUUACCCAAAUCAAACAUCCCAACAUCGCAAAAAUCGAAGAGAUCUAUAGUUAUGAUGAUAGGACUUUUCUCGUCAUGGAACAUCUUGACGUCUCUUUCGCUCAGUUGCAAUUCCAGAAAUAUGAUCUCAAAGAGCGAGAGAUAGCGACAAUACUUACCGAAGUUCUAAAGGGCGUUGCUUAUAUCUCUUCGCUGAAGCUUUCUUGCAAAGACCUCUCGCAAGAAAAUAUCUGGUUGUCUCUCGACGGAGAUAUCAAGCUUGUUCUAGACCCUCGAGAGCUCAAGUAUGAUGGACUAUAUGAGAGCCCUAAAAUCUCACAGGUUCUAUUGGAUUUUCCAAUUUUAGCCGAUAUCAUAGAGGAAAUGAUGCUUUCCCGCUACCACCUCACCCCAGAUGAUGAGAAAUGGUCUAGGGACGCGCUUGAUUUCCUCUCGUGUACUCUAGAAGGGUCAUUUGAGAGUUUGAUGAAUCAUUGCUUCCUCAAGCAAGCUGUAUCCCCAAGAAGGCUGAUUCCACGCAUCCGUUUUGCUUAUGAAGCCGAUCGUGGGUCUUGGGAUUACAGUAGCGAGAAAGAGCAAGCUUUUGACUUCAAUUUUGUUGCGGCAGCUUGA
Molecule: messenger RNA, 888 nt
Organism: Cadophora gregata
Lineage: Eukaryota; Fungi; Ascomycota; Leotiomycetes; Helotiales; Ploettnerulaceae
Exons: 4
Coding region: 1-888 (295 amino acids)
Biological process (GO): regulation of MAPK cascade; protein phosphorylation; intracellular signal transduction
Molecular function (GO): ATP binding; protein kinase activity
Source: RefSeq, a predicted model, not a curated record